GCGCGGUGGCCAUGUUCCAUGGCAGUGGUCGAGUGUGAUUUGUGAGGCGGGCAGCCUGUGACCGGGCUGGUGGGGCUGUGGGCACUGUCGUCGUUGUCGUUGCCGCUGCCGCUUACCCUGCCCGGGUGGGGUAGGGCCGCCGGGCCUGAUCGCCGCCAGCGGGUGGUGCUCCUCUCCGUCGUUACGCGGGCUCCAUGUGAGGCAGGCUGGAAUGAGCGAGAGGCGCUUCCAGCGGCCGCAGGAAGGCGUCGCCGAAGCCCCGCACUUGUUCUAGUUGUUUCGGGCCCCCGGGCCUCAGGGGGCGCGAACGGGAGGAGGCGGCGGCCGCGGCUCCAUGAUGACUUCCCAUGGCAGCUUCGACCUGUCCCGGAGGAACCCGCAGGAGGACUUCGAGCUGAUCCAGAGGAUCGGCAGCGGCACCUAUGGCGAUGUUUACAAGGCUCGGAAUGUCAAUACUGGAGAGUUAGCAGCUAUAAAAGUUAUUAAGCUGGAGCCUGGUGAAGACUUUGCCAUUGUACAGCAGGAGAUUAUUAUGAUGAAAGACUGUAAACACUCAAAUAUUGUCGCGUAUUUUGGCAGUUACCUCAGACGCGACAAGUUAUGGAUCUGUAUGGAGUUUUGUGGUGGUGGAUCAUUACAAGAUAUUUAUCAUGUGACAGGGCCUUUAUCAGAACUACAGAUAGCUUACGUGUGCAGAGAAACACUACAGGGUUUAUAUUAUCUUCAUAGCAAAGGAAAAAUGCACAGAGACAUAAAGGGGGCAAAUAUUCUUCUGACAGAUAAUGGCCAUGUGAAAUUAGCUGACUUUGGAGUUUCUGCGCAGAUUACUGCAACUAUAGCAAAAAGGAAAUCGUUUAUUGGUACUCCAUAUUGGAUGGCCCCAGAAGUUGCAGCAGUGGAGAGGAAAGGUGGAUAUAACCAGUUGUGUGAUAUCUGGGCGGUUGGUAUAACUGGGAUUGAGCUCGCUGAACUUCAGCCACCAAUGUUUGACCUGCAUCCAAUGAGGGCUUUGUUUUUGAUGACAAAAAGCAACUUCCAGCCCCCAAAGUUGAAGGACAAGAUAAAAUGGUCUACUAACUUCCAUCAGUUUGUAAAGCUGGCACUUACAAAAAAUCCAAAGAAAAGACCAACUGCUGAGAAACUAUUGCAGCAUCCAUUUGUGACACAGUCUUUGAGUCGUACUCUUGCUAUUGAAUUGCUUGAUAAAUUGAACAACCCAGAUCAUUCCAGUUACCAUGAUUUUGAUGAUGAUGAUCCUGAGCUAAAAUUUUUGGGAAUCUUUUCACCUGCUUCUCCUCUUGCACGCCGAGCCGCACGUUUUGCUGCUCGUAAUAAGCCUCCAAUUUCUGUUCCUCACCGAAUUCAGUCAACUAGCAGAAAUGUGAGGGAAGAGAGAACACGGUCAGAGAUUAACUUUGGACAAAUAAAAUUUGAUCCACCAAUGCGAAAGGAGACCGAGCCUCAUCAUGAACUUCCCAACUGUGAUGAUUUUUUCGACAUUUCAGAAGAGAUCUACUACACAGCAAGAUCUAAUCUGGAUCUACAGCUGGAAUAUGGCCAAGGACCCCAAAGCAGUUAUUUUUUUAGUGGAAAUAAGAGUCUUCUAAAGUCAGUGGAAGAGGAACUGCAUCAGCGGGGACACGUGGCACAUUUAGAUGAUGAUGGUGAUGAUGAUGAAUCUGCACAUUCAACAAUGAAACCCAGAGUGCCACCACCUCUUCCUCCCAAGCCAAAGUCCAUAUACAUACCACAGGAAAGCAGUUAUACUGAAGAAGAGAAUCAAGGAACAAUCAAAAGAUGUCCUCUCGACAGUCCUGCGCGACCGAGCACUCAAGUGCCCCCAAGACCUCCCCCUCCCCGGUUACCUCCCAACAGCAAUUAUACCAGGAACACUGCCCUAGCAAAUGGGGUAAACUCCACGCAGGUGAAUGGGGAGAAAGACAGCAGCCCUCAACAGCAUUAUGAAAACCGAAGUAGUUAUCCACCAGGGCUUCCUCCGAGGAAGGAUAAGAAGGAUCUUCCUAAACCUAUUAGUAAUGGUCUUCCUCCAACGCCAAAAGUGCAUAUGGGUGCAUGUUUCUCUAAGGUUUUUAAUGGCUGCCCUCUGAAAAUCCACUGUGCAACAUCAUGGAUUAAUCCAGAUACAAGAGAUCAGUAUCUAAUAUUUGGUGCUGAAGAAGGCAUUUAUACUUUAAACCUCAAUGAAUUGCAUGAGACAUCAAUGGAACAGCUUGUACAGAGAAGGUGCACAUGGUUGUACGUGAUGAACAAUUCAUUAUUAUCGAUAUCUGGAAAAGCUUCACAACUUUAUUCUCACAACUUGUUGGGUCUUUUUGAAUAUGCCAGACAAAUGCAAAAAUUGCCAGUAUCCAUUCCCGCCUACAGGCUUCCAGACAGGAUACUUCCAAGGAAAUUUGCCGUAUCUACAAAAAUUCCAGAUACAAAAGGCUGCCAAAAAUGUUGUGUGGUGAGGAAUCCUUACACAGGACACAAGUAUCUCUGCGGUGCGUUGCAAUCCAGCAUCGUUUUAUUGGAAUGGGUUGAGCAAAUGCAGAAGUUCAUGUUGAUCAAAAAUGUUGACUUUCCUCUUCCAAAUCCUUUGAAAGUCUUUGAACUGCUGGUGGUUCCAGAACAAGAAUACCCAUUAUUAUGUGUUGCUGUCAGUAAAGGAACAGAACUUAAUCAAGUUGUGCGGUUUGAAACUGUCAAUCCAAACUCAACUUCAUCCUGGUUUACAGAAACAGAUACGCCACAGGCAAAUGUCAUCCAUGUCACUCAGCUUGAAAGAGAUACAAUAAUAGUCUGCAUGGACCGAUGUUUAAAGAUUGUAAAUCUUCGAGGUAGAUUGAAAUCCAGCAGAAAACUGUCUUCAGAGCUAACAUUUACUUUUCAAAUUGAGUCUAUAGUUUGUUUACAGGAUAGUGUGCUUGCUUUCUGGAAACACGGCAUGCAGGGAAGAAGUUUUAAGUCAAAUGAGAUAACACAAGAAAUCUGUGAUAAUACAAGAAUCUUCAAACUUUUAGGCUCUGACAGAGUUGUGGUGCUGGAAAGUAGACCGACAGACAACCCGACUGCCAAUAGUAACUUGUACAUCUUGGCUGGCCAUGAAAACAGCUAUUAAUUAGUGUCAGAUUUUUGCAUGAGAGUGCACAAAAGAAAUUUCAGGACUGGUUUCUUUCGCAUUGAAGAAUGUUUGAGAAUGAUCAAAAGUCACAAUACUGUCUAUGUCAUAGACAAUAAAGAAAUCAAUCAAUGGUGUAUUUAUUGUGGCAUCAAACGUGGGGGACAUUAAGUGCCACAGCCACCUUAAUUUCAAAAUGCUACACAAGUGCUUGGUUUACCAUAUGUAAUCUAUGUACAUAAAUGUGUAGUUUUCCAGUGCGUUCUUCAUCUUGUUGAAGCUGCACAGAUUAAUGUAGAUAGUAGUGCAUAUGAUGUACAGUUAAGUAUCUUUACUGUACAGAUGUGGAAAGGUUUGCAUGAUGCAAAACUUAAUUUGGGUACUGCUUUUAAGGAAUUAUUUGGGUUUUCCUUUACUCUGUUGAGAUUUAGUAAAUAUUUUGCAGCAAGAAAUAAGCAGUAUACCCAUGUAAUCAUCUGACUAACACUGUUGUAUUUUAAAGUGUAAUUUAGACAUGAAUUGGAAUAAUCUUGAAAGUUGUAAUCCAAACUUUUCAUUUGUUUGCUUGUUGAUUUUAACAGAUUUCUUGCAAGUACACUGGUAUUAAGUUUGCACAGUAAUGCUGAGAAAAUGUGAUGUAUUUUAUUCAUGUAGUUACCUAGUGAUAUGUGGAGCAUCCAUUUGGACUUAAUUGUCCUAUUUUCAAGUGUAGCAGGAAAGUGCCACUGUUUAAUGACUGUUGAUGUCUUUUAUAUUAUCAUAUUUUAAACAUACAAAGAAAUUUGGAUUGAAUCAGCAAACAUUUACUAUCCCGGUAACAUCUGUAUUUUACAGAGCAACAAUUAAAUACAGAAAUUUUCUUUCUGCUCUGCUCUGAAGUCAUGUGGCCUAUUUUAGCAUGACUUUGAAAGCAAAUACAACUUAUCUUUUGUAUAUGGGAAAAUUAAAACACUGUUUAAAAAAAAGCUUAAAUUUAACCAUGGUACCAACAUGCAAAAUCUUCAGAAAGUCUUGUUCAUAAAAUUAUCCAAACUUUUAAUGUAACACUAUACCAUUGCAUUAAUAUCAUCCAGUUAUACAUGUUCAGCUGCCAAUAAUUUUUGUAAUUAAACAAGGACUUAACUUUUCUAAAUGGUAGGGGUUUGAAACAUCCAAUUUCAGUUUGUUAAUUGAAACUGUUCCUUGUGUAAGCCUCAUUUUGCCAAACCAACAUGCAUUCAUCAGCAUUUUCCCCAAACUCUUUUAUGCUCCUUUACACACAACAAAAAUUAGUUAAGUGUUUCUACCUCAUGUAGAUACUAUUUUUGUGGGAAACACUCAGCACUAAAGCAUUAUUGGUAUUAGAAAUUUUCUUCCGACUCAGUCAGUUUGAAGUGUCUAAUAUUUGUAUAAAUUAUCAACAUAAUUGCACAGUUAGUCAUGUUACGUUUUUAUACAUUUCCAUGUUUUCAUUUGAUCAUGGUCAUUGGGAACAAAAGUUAUGAUUUGUAUUGAUUAGCCAAAUUACUGAUAAGAUUCUAUUGUUUCUGGUUAUGUAUAUAUUGUAAAAUAAAUUUGAAGGGUUUACAUUGAAAGGUUACAC
This is a messenger RNA of Mobula hypostoma (lesser devil ray), 4703 nucleotides long. RefSeq names its product mitogen-activated protein kinase kinase kinase kinase 3a (gene map4k3a). Gene Ontology annotation, cellular component: cytoplasm. Gene Ontology annotation, molecular function: ATP binding; MAP kinase kinase kinase kinase activity. The record is from RefSeq and is a predicted model, not a curated record. Lineage: Eukaryota; Metazoa; Chordata; Chondrichthyes; Myliobatiformes; Myliobatidae. The coding region runs from base 335 to 3121 and encodes 928 amino acids. Gene Ontology annotation, biological process: intracellular signal transduction; protein phosphorylation. The transcript has 35 exons.